AUGGGUGGACGCAAGACGGGCGAUGACGGUCACACCCUUUGGGCCGGCUACCAUACCGUGCCCCGCAAAAAGUUGGAACCCAGCUGCAAAAAUCGUCGCAAGCCAUUCUACACGCCCACCAUGCUGCUUCUCACGACAUGCUUGACUUUCGUUGACACAUUUACCGUCGGACUUGUCAAUCCCGUCUACCCGCAGCUCGUACAGAGCAAAGUCAUCGGCGCCACCUCUUACGCCAUGAUUAUGAGCGCGGCGAAUGCUGCAGCACUCGCCGGAUCCACGCUCUUCGGCCGGCUCUCCGAUCUUCACGGCCGGCGCGUGGCAAUCAUUGCGAGCACGUGCACCGCCUCGCUCGGUUACCUGUGCUACUUUGUCGGCUUCGCAUGCGAAGGCCACUCCGAUGUUCUGCGCCUCGCACUGCCCGCCGCUGGCCGCGUCGUCGGCGGGAUGGGCC
This is a messenger RNA of Emiliania huxleyi CCMP1516, 451 nucleotides long. RefSeq lists its product as hypothetical. Gene Ontology annotation, molecular function: transmembrane transporter activity. The transcript has a single exon. The annotation marks the transcript as partial. Gene Ontology annotation, biological process: transmembrane transport. Lineage: Eukaryota; Haptophyta; Isochrysidales; Noelaerhabdaceae. The record is from RefSeq and is a predicted model, not a curated record.